AUAUACGUGCCCUCAUUGGCCUGUUCACUGUGUCACGUGACGUAGUUGUUACGCUGUUAUGGCUACGGUGAAAGACGCUUUGUGAUUUUUGCAUUGAGCCAGUGGGAGGCGGUGCAUUCGCACGGUGUAUGUGGACUACUAUGAAAUCACGACUAGGCAUUAUAUAGUUUAAAAUAAGUAUUUAAAGAUAGUAUUGAAGCAAUAAAGCGCUUAAAUACUUAAAGAACAACACAUGUGAAUGUAAAGCGUACAUUAGACGAAAGUUUUCGGCUUCGGACAGCAGGAUGAAUGCCACACAAUAGCGUUGGCAGGCUGCAUGUGUUCCAGUUCCCACCAGUGUUAGUCUACAAGAAAAAAUAUGAGGAUCCAGGGACAGCCUGAGGGUGCAAGGAGACGCCUGGAUUUGAAUGCGGUGGAUGAACUCAGAGCCUUUGAGGUCCUCCGUGGUCGGGCAGGAUAUGGUUUUACUGUUUCAGGACAAAGGCCAUGUUUGUUAAGUGGCAUCUUGGAGGGAAGUCCUGCUGACCAGGUGGGACUCAAACAAGGGGACCGCAUUAUGUCUGUCAAUGGAAUGGACGUGUCCUCGGCUUCACAUGAGAAUAUUGUGCGUAUCAUUGGCAGCUGCCGAGGACCCUUGCGGUUGGUGGUGCACACAGACAGCAGAGUUACAGAGAAGCCCAUCAUUAAUGAUCUCAUGUUUGGGAUAAACCCUAAACAUGGUGUUUUCCAGAAGCCUACUGUACUUCGCACUAUCUCAAAUGAUUUAACCAAGUCUGCCCUUAAAACACCUCAUGCUGUCAAUAUAAAACAGAGGCCCGUGUCUGAGCCUGACAUGUCCCACUGGUCACAGCAGUGGAGUGUUUUAGCUGAGCAGAUGAAUGAGAAAAGGUCCAGAGUGGAUUACACUGAUUCUGUGUUCACAGAGCCACAAGAAGCUAACCCAGACUGGAGUGUUUUAAACAUGACUUUGGUGGUUGGCUACCUGAGCUCCACAGACCUGACUUUGAACACUGCACAGUCGGAAGAAGGCUGUUUAAAAGCCAUCCGGCAGCAAAUCCGACAGUUGGGAACUGAGCAGGAAACCCACAGUCUGGUGAUAAUGAAAAUCAUGUUUGACUGUAUCCGCCUUUGUGAUGACGUUGGGGCAGUUUUGGCAGCUUUUUUGGCAGAUUUACCUGCUGAAAACCUCGUUUUAGGGGCUGUGUGUGCUGAAGAUCCAAGGUUCUUUUGUCUGGUCACUACAGCACACGUAACAGAUGGCCAUGUACCUAAGGAUGGCCCUCUUAAGACCUCCUGCCACGUGUUCUUUAUUGACCCGGAGCUGGGAAACCAUGAAGAGCACAAAGGAAUAGCUGGGCGAUUUGGGUUUGACUGCACCCCAGAUCCAGAUGCUUUGGGUUGUUUGGAAUUCCCUCAGACACCACCAGAUGUCCUUCACUUUGUCACUGUCCUGUACAGUGACUUGGGGGAGGCUGUGGAAAGGCUGAGAGUAAAACUGGACAGGGAGGCUGAGCAGCAAGACAAGAAAAACAAUGGCACUGGCAAAAAAGGCAGUUCGAGCAGCAACACCGACAGUGGAAUUGGAAAUGGGUCUCCCCCUGAGGAAAGAGCAGGAAGGGAUUUUCCUCCUUCAAUCCAUGUCCGUACUCAGGCCCACCUCCCCAGCUGUCCUUGGGAUUAUCCUCAUGCUGAAGACCUCACGCCAAUUAACCUAUCUGAACAUGACCAAAAACCUAAUCCAUGGAGCAGCUCUAGCACACACUCUCUUUCAGAGUCCUUACCAGGUCCUGAUUCACUUACAGGCUUUUACGGAGGUCCCCCACCCAGACUUAAAUUCCAAUUUAAGCCCCCUCCACCUCCCUCACCCUUGGGUAAAAAGACAAACUUUUUGGGGGAGUCUUUCAGAAGCAGCCAGAAGUGGUUCUCUAAACCAAAGAGACCCAAAGCUCAGAAUAGUGACCCUACGACCCAUGUUAUUUUAAGUAACAACAAUAAAAACUGCUCCUCCUGUGAUAAUCUUGGCUCAGGCACAAAUAACCUGCCUCCCCCAAUGCAUCAGAUUCCUUCAGACAGGUACCCUUUAGCAGAGGUCAAGAUGCUGCCUCCCCGAGAGGAGUGGACCAGAAGGUUUCUGGAGCAGAGAGAAAAACAGUACAUGGACAACAGUACCAAAAAUGCCUCCAGGUUUUGGGGAAGGGGUUUUGUCCGCUCUUCCAAACGACGCUCAGCCCAACGUCUCAGCAUGGCACGGUCACUAGAUGACCUUGAGUCUGCUGCUUCUUCAGAUGGUGACUACAGUGGAGUUCAGUUACAGGGAUGCUGUAGCCAAAGUAGCCUGAACAGCAAUGGCAGUCUUCCAGGAGCAGGCAGCCACCGCGGAGGUUCAGAGCAGCGUGUGGCCAGCUGGGCCGCCUGCUUCGAACAUCUCCUCCAGGAUCCAGUGGGCGUGCGCUACUUCUCAGAAUUUCUGAAGAAAGAAUUCAGUGAGGAGAAUAUCUUGUUCUGGCAGGCCUGUGAAUACUUCAGUCAUGUCCCUGCAACUGAUAAGAAGCAGCUCUCCCAGAGAGCAGGUGAGAUCUACAACAGCUUUCUGUCUAGCAAGGCCACCAUGCCAGUCAACAUAGACAGCCAGGCCCAGCUGGCUGACGAUGUCCUCACCUCACCUUGGCCCGACAUGUUCAAGACGCAGCAGCUACAGAUCUUUAACCUGAUGAAGUUUGACAGCUACUCACGAUUCCUCAAGUCCGCACUUUACCAGGAGUGCGUACGGGCUGAGUUGGAGGGUCAACCCUUGCCUGACCCCUACCAGAUCCCCUGUAGUCCAGCACCAUCCAAACACAGUGCCAGCUCUGACCGCUCCAGUCUUUCUACUCCGAAAAGGGACAUCAGAAAGCAAAGGUCAGGGAAGUCACUGAAUGAAGACAGCAGGGACGAAAGUGCAGACAAGAAACGGGGGAUCUUCUUCUCCUGGUCCCGCAAUAGGAGCUUUGGGAAAGGACCAAAGAAGAAGGAGAUAGGAGACAUAAACCUUGACUAUUGGGGCAGUAAUGGACGCAGGGAGUCUCAGGGUUCCUUGUCUUCCGGUACCAGUCUGGAAAUGGCCACUUCCUGCUCUGCUGGUAAAAUUGAGUCGGAAAAUCGCCACUCAGUCGGAGCCUGGGAACGCUCUACUAAACUUUGUAGUGUGCUUCUUCCUGAUGGGUCCAACUCCUCCAUCAACCUUCGACCAGGUGCCUCCAUCAGAGAAGUCCUCCACGAUCUUUGUCAAAACAUUAACGUCAACAUUGCUGCUGUCGACCUCUUUCUGGUGGGAGGAGAAAAGCCGUUGGUGUUGGACCAAGACUGUCUGACACUCAGCUCACGAGACCUAAGACUUGAGAAAAGAACUUUGUUCCGACUGGACUUGGUUCCUAUUAACCGCUCCGUGGGCCUGAAAGCCAAACCGACCAAACCAGUGACUGAAGUCCUACGUCCCGUGGUGGCUAAAUAUGGCCUCCACCUCAGUGAUCUCGUGGCCAAAAUAAGUGGAGAAACCAAGCCUCUGGACCUCGGUGCACCUAUAUCCAGUCUGGAUGGUCUGAGGGUCGUGUUGGAGCGAGCAGAUCCAACUUCAGGAAAAGACAAGUCCAAGUCCAACUCCCUUAAAAACCACCCGCCUUCAAGGAGUUUCUCUGCCACCGGAGAUGAGAGGUCAGCACCAAAGGACAUUUCUGUGAGAGCAAGUGGACCAGACUCAGCCCUGCCAGUGGAAAAAAGAAAACAGAAAAAGAUUAAUAUAGAUGAAGCUGAAGAAUUCUUCGAGCUCCUGAGCCGAGCCCAGAGCGCCCGAGCCAACGACCAACGUGGCCUCCUGAACAAAGAGGAUCUGGUACUUCCUGACUUCCUGCGACUGACCCCACCCGCUCCCUCCGACCUGGCCUCCUCCACUCCGGAUUCUCUAAAACAGAGCAGGGAGAACGGAGUCUCCUCAAGAGGUGCUUUUACUUCCAGCUUUCGAUCGGAAAGCCUGGACUCCUCCCUUAGCUCUAGUGCUAAUGGACCCUCUGGGACUAGAAGGUGUCUCAUACCCCCUCCCCGCCAUCCGGCGUUCGGCACCCACCUGUCCCCCAUCCCUCGGCCCAGUCUCCGCACGGUGGAGGAAGACACCCACGCUGACCUGACACUGGUGGGUGAGGGAGACAUCAACAGCCCCAACAGCACACUGCUGCCCCCGUCGCCGUCCUCCAUGCCGUCCUUCAACAGCAGCCUGCCUGAAGCCAACUUCACUCCGCCCGCACCCUGCUUCCAGUCAAAAGACACAGGUGGAGAGGGAAAGUCGACUUCAGAGAAACCAAAAGAUAUCACACCUAUGGCUCAAACCCUGGGGGACAGACCUGAAGCAGCAUCGACCGCUCAGGAGGUGAUGGAUGUGGAGGGAGUUCACUUGGAGGAGAGAACCCAGGAAACAUCCCAGCAGGAGGAGCCGGAGCUCAGCCUGAGCUUCCAGGGCUACGUUGCUGAGCUGCGUCAGUGUCAGACUAAGAUGAGGACGGUCCAGCUGCCACCCACUGGCCGCAACCCGCCGGAGGGCAAUGACUGCAAGACGGAACUUUACAAGGCCACAAUUGUCUGAAAAGGAACGCCCCCAACCCUCUCCCUCCGUUCCCUCACUACUGCACUUUUUCCUCCUGAGGCACUGUCUCUGAAGGAUCAUGGGACAAACUGAUGGGCUGCAUGUAGAGGAGCUGUAAAUGACCACUCCCUAGUGUCCCUAAUGAUAUGGUGAUGGAUGUUGUACUGUGUGUUUCUCAUGAAUUAUUGAUGUGCCCUCGUUGGUUUUUAGUAAUGCUUGUUAUUUUUUUGGGACAGUGAUUUUGUUUUGAUAUUGUAUAGUUUAUUAAUUAAGCGCAAAGCAGAUCGAUUGUGAGAUGCAGCCAACAGAGGACGAUCACAGAAGAAGAAGUCAGAGUCCUAGUUUUUAGCCCAUGUUCUGACGAAGUUUACGUCAAUCAAUUAGUUAGACGUUAAAAGAAGCCGCUCCUCGUUAAGGAGUGUCAAAAGAGUUAAAAUAUAGGGAAGAAAUGUGCAAAAUGUUUGGUAAAAGAAUAGUUCAUUAGAAGGUUCAAAGUAAAAGUCUUGAUUUGUUGGAAUGACGCGUGCUCUGCCAGAGAGUGGUAAACAGCUAAGAUCUUUGUUUGGAGCUAAGAUUUUGUGGUGAUUACAUGGAGGAAAAGCUACAUUUCCCUGGACAUGCAGUGGUUUCCUGUUUAAAUCUCCUUCCUAUGUUCUACAGAUAAUACAUGGCAGUAACUUUAUUGUCUGUACUGUCCUCUGCUGUGGUUUUGAGGUUGUUCUAAUGUUAACUGAUUAAAACCUUUGAUGGCUCCGAGACUUUCAGUGUCCUUUUUGUUUCGUUUCCCUCACUUACAGUUUCUGAUCCAAAACCUGCAGCAUUAAAUAAUUAAAAUCUUUUCUUUUUUUUUGCAGACUUCCUGUUCAACAUGUUCCAGCAGCCGUGGAGGAGGUAAAGGAGGCCGGCUGACGACAAGAUCUGUUUAUUUCCAAGUCUUUCGGUAGUACAAAUCAUGUGCAGGUCUCCAAACAAAUCCUGUAGAGUUUACAAUAGCAACAAUACUUUGUUGCCAGGAAGAAAUACUGCUCUGUUAUAUUUAAAAAAAGUACUUUUUACACCUUUUCUAUUUAACCUUUCAGUGGCGGUGACGAUGGCAACAGUGCCCCCUCAGAUCAUGUAAGUUUGAGACUCCUGCUAUAGAGUAAAACUUUCAGUAGUCAAAUAAUAAAUACAAUUAGACAAAAUAAAGGGCUAUGGUUAUCAGUCCUUGAUGCUACAGUGUGUAAUUUGAACAGGCCAAUGAGGAGGAAGGCUAAGACACGUAUAUGUAUGAGGAUGAGUAGGGGCUUCAUGUGACUGUAUAUAUUGUUAGCCUCGUAGACUGAGUCAUAUGUUUGGCAGUUUGCCCUAUCGGGCCAACUGCACUCUCCAAAUGCUGCUGAUUCACUCCUACUUGUAGACACUUGUCCUGGUUCUGGUUGGAUUAACUGUUAAAGUUUAAAUACUUUUUUUCCCCCUUUUUGUCUGAAAACGCUUAAACAGGACAAGUGUAAUUGAAUUGCAUUGAAAGUAUGAGGACAGCUGUGUCCUGCUGGACCUUAAGGCAUCUUAAAUGACCUUUUUGGCAUUUUUUUUUUUGCAAAGACAAUGAUUACCAUGUAGUUGUCUCAGUGGAACAGUUUCCUCUGUGCAAACACAUCAAACAGACUGACCUGGAGAAUGUUUAUCCACAUGGACGUGGUCCAGCCUGAUCUCUGCCUUUCUGCCUCAGCAUCUGGACACAGAUAUAAUUCCAGCUGGUGAAAAUUAGAGGUGUAGAUUACGAGUGUGGGGAGUUUGUCAUGACACAGCAUGUCACAGCUGGAAUGCAGUCGGAUUCUAAAGGGUAAGCCGGGCUGAAUCAAUUUUCAAAUCUACUUAAAUUAGUGAAUUGGUAUUUUAUAACUUUAAAUUCCCUUCAGAUUUUAGAUCAGCCGUCAAACUGGAUUUUUCCUUUUGCUUCUUGAAGACAUUCAGGAUCACUGUUUUAAACUCCCAGCUGCUUCCACGUGCAUUACCUGGGAAGAGCAGGAACACCUGGUUACUUUAAUGCAGUGGUUCUAAGUUAUUUUCUGUCAUGCCCCCCCCUUGGGGACAGAAAUGUUUUCACGCCCUCCCCUCCGACCCCCACCCUCUCAAAUUGAAAUACUAUACAGAUGUAUAUUUUUAUCUGUACAAACCACUGUAUGAGUUG
This is a messenger RNA of Cynoglossus semilaevis (tongue sole), 6785 nucleotides long. RefSeq names its product regulator of G protein signaling 12a (gene rgs12a). Gene Ontology annotation, molecular function: GTPase activator activity; protein binding. The record is from RefSeq and is a predicted model, not a curated record. Gene Ontology annotation, cellular component: nucleus; plasma membrane; cytoplasm. NCBI's taxonomy places the organism in Eukaryota, Metazoa, Chordata, Actinopteri, Pleuronectiformes, Cynoglossidae. Gene Ontology annotation, biological process: regulation of G protein-coupled receptor signaling pathway; signal transduction.